Messenger RNA from Phytomonas sp. EM1, 1815 nucleotides. Lineage: Eukaryota; Euglenozoa; Kinetoplastea; Trypanosomatida; Trypanosomatidae. The record is from the annotation of a GenBank genome assembly.
AUGGAAAAUCUACCUGCUGAGGAAUCCACAACUCCACAGGACAGAAAAGAUGAACCUGCUUCCGAUAAUAACGACAACAACUUGCUAGCACGCAAUCAGUGGAAUAUGCAACUUGUUCAGACGCUCCGAGAUUCAGUGCCUCUUAGUACCUCCAAUGACAUCAUACGCAUGAUUAAGGAUGCAAAAAAUUCUAAGGAAGUGCGUCACCUUCUGUACAAUGUAGUUUACAAACAUCACCUUUGUUUUGAUCCACUUAAUGGACAUAGUUAUCGUGUGGCUGUUCUGCAGUCACUAACAUAUGUCGCCCCUCGCAUUCAUUGUAUGCAUGAGUGGUUUGAUUGCAUUGAUCGCUUUCGCCACUUUGGCUUCAUUCUCACUCGUACCUAUGCCGCAGAGGGAUAUACUACCAUUCGGGAAUGGCUUUCAUACUGUUUUAACUUCGAGGGGCGCACACCACGGAUAGUAACGGAGGGUAUCUCACACAUACGUGAACUUACGCAAUGGUGCCAAGAGGAUCGUCUUGUUUUUGAUCAUGUCCUGUACACACGCAUUGUGUUUCUGCUAACGAUGGUGGUAAGUUUUUUUGAUCGUCAAAACAUGUACCGGGCGUCGUUUCCAGCUGAUUUUUCCAAGCGUGAUGGAGUUGUUGUCGAAUGGGUUGUAGGCAAUGAACGCUCUACUGAUUACGACGAGUGUGUGCUGCAAUGUGAUGCAUUCAUUGAGGAAAUCCUGGAUUUGCUGCGUAAGGAUGUGCCUUCAAGGCCUAGUUUUAGCCUUAUGUACCGUCUCAUAGACUACUACUUUGCCACAGACAAUGUUGAUAAAAUGAUAGCUACAAUGGAAGAUGCUGUUAGCUAUGGCAUCGAUAUCGCGGAGAGCAGCAGCGCCAAGCUUAUGCAACUCGCCUGCGCGCUCAACUAUCCCAAUGUCCCAGAGCUCUUCAUGCGAUGGCGCGUGACUUUGCCGCAGUGUGUUCUGGCAACACCAGAUAUGAGCAGACUGAUGUUUUACUAUAGUCGCUCCGGUGGCGGAAAGCCGUGCCCUAUGUGUGGUGAGCCCUUUAAUCACCGCAAUGUAGGAGUCUACCAGUGGAUGCAGACGCCGCCUCACCAACGUCUAUGCCCGGCCCUCAAGAUGGCACGGGUGGAGAAGGGGGAGUUGGAGGAGUGCCGCACUCUCCCACAGAACGCGGACUGGAGUCAAAAAGCUUUCCAGCUGUGGGAUCUGUCACGUCGCCGGUCGAUUGAGUGGGCUACAGUCGAGUGGCGGGCCUUUCUCCUCUGCUGCAUGUUCUCACCCAGAGCCCUGGAGGCCGUUGAGCUCCUUAAUAAACACCUCGACGAGAGCAGGAUGGACGAUUUCCUGCGAGCCACCUACCUAAGGUUGCUGCGACAUCACGCCCCUGAGCAGGCGGUGAUCACACUGGAGCGGUGGAAGGAGCACCACUACAAAAUAUCUCCAAUAGCCUUGCAAGAGGGUCUCAUGGCGGCUGCCGCAGUUGAAGAUGCCGCUUCGCGCUACUAUGGUGUGUGCCGUUUCUGGGAAGCCAUUUUGGAGAAGGACGCUUACAUAAUGCCUUUUACAAAGCGCAACUUGCAAGGGCGAUAUGCGGCACUCAAGCAACAAGUUGGUAACUUGUCAAGAGAGGAAACGAACAUUUUUGAAGUGAUCAUCGCGGCGGAGCCCGCACAGCUAUCCUUGUUGGAUAUGAAGGACAGUGCAUCCGAUUACGUGGUUGGGACAUCCAUGAAAAAUGUCUACACACAACCAUCCGCUUCGCAGCGCCCGAAUAGGAAGAAAACGCGGCCAAAUUAG